GCAAUUUCCUGCCUUCAUCAUUCGAACGACAUUUUGGUUGUAGUUGUGCUUGUUUUGAAAGCAAAUUGAGAAACUUCUCGUCAAUUUGCCGUAUUUUUUUAUUAACUAAAGAAAACAUGAUCUCAGUCCGACAGUUAGAACAAUAAUUACAGCUAGCAUUCCGUAUGUACUCAAUUUUUUAGGUAAAUUUGGCAUGUUAGAAUGUUCACAUAGACAUUUCAUUACUUCGACAGAUGGACGAGGAACCGGCUCCAAAGAACGAAUGCGAAUCCCCUUCAAAGAAGGAGGGCAAGAAGAAAUCUCGACCAAAGUCAUCGAAAUCUGCUAAAGGAAGAGAAUCUCGGCAGUCGCAAGAAAAAGAAGGUAUCGGGGGCUCACCGAAGAAACAGUCGAAAGAAAAAAGUCAAGAAAAUCGUCUUAAGCGAGAAAAUUCUAAAAAUCGGCGUCGACAUGCCAAAAGUGAAGGAACGGAUGAUGCUAAACCUUUAGACAAAAAGUCUAAUAGUGCGAAAACCAAACCAAAGAAAAUUGUAUCUUACAGCAGGGAAGAACUACUCAAACUACGAGACUGUGAUUUGGCACAAAAAUGGCCGGUAUCAUUGGAUCCAAAGUAUGCUCGAGGAUUUAGAAAACUUUGGAAACCCUUAGCUUGCUUCGAUGAAAGAGAGAGCGAACCUGAUGAAGGUCCUAUUGAAAAAGAAGCCCCAAAGAGAUACAACGAAAGACGUUACGGAACUGGUAGAGUUAUAUCAUGCAACUCUGAGAGCGAUUAUAUGAACUUAUAUGAUGAUACCAGCAUUAGUCGCAUUAGGACCCCGGAGAAAGCUCCAGAAUGGUUUACUAAUGCUCCAACUAGUCAAAAUGAUGUUAUCGAGCUAAAAGGCUUCGAUGAUGAUGAGGAAGUGUCCGAGGAAAAGGAUGAUAAACCAGCAUCCCCAAUGCAAGAUGAUUCGGCUAUAUCAUCUGUCCUGAAGCCUGGAAAUCAACCUCCAAAGCAACCAAUGUGUAAUGGGUUCUUCCCUCCCAAUGUUGAGUCUAUGUCACAAGCCUUGAAAUCCGCACUGGGUAUGAAAAAUGGAGGUAAAGAGGUUGAUCAGCAUUUUGAUUCAAAUAUGCUUAAUAUGGACAUGUCGCAUUUAAUGGAAAAUGAAAACGUCGCUAGCCGUGCACAUCAAUGGUUUGCUCCUGAAAAUGAAGAAAGAGAGCAAUAUGUUGAAAUGAACGGUGAACGGUCUCCAAUCGGUCAAACAUUUCCUGGACUACCAGACAAGGACCCAGAAUACAUUAGACAAUGGAUGUCACAAGCGGCAAACGAGAAUUCUGGUAUGGAUUUUGCAACAUUUGAAAAGUUAGUGCUCUCAAAUAAUACAAAAACACCUACUGCUGCUGCUGGGCAAGAAAUAAUGAUGGAAGUACUUAAGCAGCAACAUGCCAAUCAGUUGAUUCGAAUGAUUCAACAACAGCGUCAAAAACAAGUAAUGUCGGUUGGGGCUUUGGGUAUUAAAUCUCCCCUUGCUGCAAUGCAGUUUCCUUGCCAAUCUCCUUCACUGACACUAUUAAAGCAGCAAUCUUCUUCACCGAGAGCGCCGUCUCCAAUAAUGUUUGGCAAUCAACCACCUAUGCACCUGAAUGCCCCAGUACCCAUCCGUCCACAGCCGCAAACUCCAAAUCCAGAUUACCUGACGUAUCACACUCAAGCUAUUAUGCAAAAUGCACUACUAAAACGUCAAAUGGAAGGGCAGAAGAAUUUUUUAAAUAAGCAAAAGUUAGAAGAAAGGAAACCCCUUAGAGUUCCUUUUGUUCCUACAGCUGUUAUGAAAAAUCUUAACAUAUCAACAAACAAAGAAAAUGAAGGUGGCUGUAACUCCGUUACUCCGCCAAAAUCCUUAGAUCUUACCCCUGAAAGCGCUGAAGAUCGGGGAGCAGCAACAGGAGUUGGUGGAAAUCUACUGAGUCCGGCUUCAUCUAGUUCUAGUAGUGGUGGUAACAUUACUAUAACUAUGCCAGGCCCAUACAAGAUAAAAUCGCCAGCGGACAAUCAACAUGAGAGACUAAUAAAGAAGGAAUUGGAAGAACAAGAAAUGAUGAGAGAGUAUCAAAUGCGUCAAAGACAAAUGAGAUUGAUUGACGAACAACUUCGAAUUUAUGGUGAAAACUCGAAAGUUGGUCGAGAUGUGAUCGCCAUAGAAGUUCAAAGGAUGCAACUUAAUGAACAUUUGAACUCAACAACGGGUUCACCACUAGGUCGACCGGUGCUUGGCAGCGGAAGUAGCAUAAGUAAAGUACAAAACGAACAGGAAAACAACAACUUUGCAGAUCUAUCAAUGUUUUUUGAACCGAACGUCUUACAACAAGCGCUGACGAAAAUGCCACCGAUUCCAGCUCACAAUGUCGUAUCUGUAAACGAACUUGAACGACACUGA
Molecule: messenger RNA, 2423 nt
Organism: Dimorphilus gyrociliatus
Lineage: Eukaryota; Metazoa; Annelida; Polychaeta; Dinophilidae
Source: the annotation of a GenBank genome assembly